AAACUUCUAUAUAAGGGUAAGCAAAGCUGCGAGCCUGAGAAAAGAGAGAGAAGCAAAACACUCCAGCUGCGGCUCUGAGAAACCCUUUGAAACCCUUUUGGGAUUUUGAAAAAGUUUAGAUUCACAGAGACUGGCUUGGUCGGUAGGGAAUGCAGAGAGAUGGUAGGAGCUUCGGUGACAAAGCCUGAGUUGUGUUUGCGGGGAAAGCGGUGCAUCGGCGGCAGAACCUGCCACCGGAAACACGUGGAAGACGGGUGAUCGUCCGGUCAUCCUCUUCUUCUCUGAAUAUUCUUCAGUUUUAUUGUAGAGCUUCAAUCUCAGGCGACUACUCUGUAAAUUUACGUACCCAAGUUUGGGAAUUUUUAAUUUGUUUGUUUGAUUUAGUAAUUUUUGUGUGAGUGAAAGUAGCCAGCUGCAAUGGGUGAUAAGAACAGAGAUGGCAAUUCGGCGGUUCUCCACGGCAAGUACGAGCUUGGUCGGCUUCUGGGUCAUGGUACUUUCGCCAAAGUCUACCAUGCCAGGAACUUUCAGACUGGGCAGAGCAUGGCUAUGAAGGUUGUGGGGAAAGAGAAAGUGAUAAAGGCCGGGAUGAUGGAGCAGGUCAAGAGGGAGAUCUCGGUGAUGAAAAUGGUGAAGCACCCGAACAUAGUUGCGCUCCACGAGGUGAUGGCCAACAAAUCCAAGAUCUACUUUGCGAUGGAGCUUGUCCGGGGCGGCGAGCUUUUCUCUAAGAUCUCCAAAGGCCGGCUGAAAGAGGACCUGGCCAGAGUCUAUUUCCAGCAACUCAUCUCCGCCAUCGACUUCUGCCACAGCCGCGGCGUCUACCACAGGGAUCUCAAGCCGGAAAACCUGCUUUUGGACGAGGAUGGUAAUCUCAAAGUCACCGAUUUCGGGCUCAGCGCCUUCUCGGAGCACUUGAAGCAAGAUGGGCUCUUGCACACCACUUGCGGUACGCCGGCAUAUGUCGCACCGGAGGUGAUUGGUAAGAAAGGCUAUGACGGUGCCAAAGCCGACAUCUGGUCCUGCGGUGUCAUUCUCUAUGUCCUCCUCGCCGGCUUCCUGCCAUUCCAGGACGACAAUAUCGUAGCCAUGUACCGGAAGAUUUACCGUGGAGACUUCAAGUGCCCGCCAUGGUUCUCCUCCGAAGCGCGUAGACUCGUCACGAAGCUUCUGGACCCGAACCCCAGUACCCGAAUUACGAUCUCAAAGAUCAUGGAUUGUUCCUGGUUCAAGAAGUCGGUCCCCAAGAGCAUGAAAACGAGUAACAAGGAGGACCAGCUGGAAUUCGAGGACACCAUUUGCGAGAAAUCAGGCAAAGAAACCGAGUCCCUGAACGCGUUCCACAUCAUAUCUUUGUCAGAAGGGUUCGACUUGUCGCCACUGUUCGAGGAGAAGAAGAGGGAGGAGAAGGAAGAGCUUAGGUUCGCAACGACGAGGCCGGCGAGCAGUGUGAUAUCGAAGCUGGAAGAGGUGGCGGCCAAGGACGGCAAGUUCAGUGUAAAGAAGAGCGAGUCCAGGGUCAGGCUGCAAGGCCACGAGAGCGGGCGUAAAGGGAAGCUGGCCAUAGCGGCGGAGAUCUUCGCCAUCACGCCAUCGUUUCUAGUCGUGGAGGUGAAGAAGGACAACGGUGAUACCCUGGAGUACAACCAGUUCUGCAGCAAGGAACUCCGGCCGGCGCUCAAGGACAUCGUCUGGACCUCUCCUGCAAAAAGCUCUGCACUCGCAUAAUUAAUAAACGUGACAUGCAUGCAUGUCGGGUGAUUCUUGUUUAGACCAUUGUUGACGAUGUUGCUGCUGCUAUUGCACAUUAUUAUUGCUUUCAAUUACGUUGAAAAUCGAAAGACUUAAAUCCAUAUGUAGAUUAAUGUUUGUUGUGAUGGGUUUGGAUCACGAGAAAAUUAAGGUGAGUGACUCCCCCUCCCUGUGAACAGAAUCCCGAGUUGCUUUCGAUUCAUCUAUGCUGAUGUGUGCAUGUUUGUUUGAGAGUGUUCAAUUGGAUUGGCGUUGGUUUCUUCUCA
Juglans microcarpa x Juglans regia is the source of this 2018-nucleotide messenger RNA. RefSeq names its product CBL-interacting serine/threonine-protein kinase 6-like. The transcript has a single exon. Gene Ontology annotation, molecular function: protein kinase activity; ATP binding. Gene Ontology annotation, biological process: protein phosphorylation; signal transduction. Lineage: Eukaryota; Viridiplantae; Streptophyta; Magnoliopsida; Fagales; Juglandaceae. The record is from RefSeq and is a predicted model, not a curated record. The coding region runs from base 418 to 1728 and encodes 436 amino acids.